This is a messenger RNA of Microthlaspi erraticum, 681 nucleotides long. NCBI's taxonomy places the organism in Eukaryota, Viridiplantae, Streptophyta, Magnoliopsida, Brassicales, Brassicaceae. The record is from the annotation of a GenBank genome assembly.
AUGGAAAUAGUGAAGUCGAGGUUCAAGAGAGUCUGUGUGUUCUGUGGAAGCAGUAGCGGAAACAGAGACUGUUACAGAGAUGCCGCCAUUGAUCUAGCUCAAGAGCUGGUUACGAGGAGAUUGAAUCUUGUGUAUGGAGGAGGAAGCAUUGGUCUGAUGGGUUUGGUCGCACAAGCUGUUCAUGAAGCUGGAGGACAUGUACUUGGGAUCAUACCAAGGACUCUUAUGGACAAAGAGAUAACCGGAGUAACAUUUGGUGAGGUAAGAGCUGUGGCUGAUAUGCAUCAAAGGAAAGCUGAAAUGGCACUCCACUCCGAUUGUUUCAUUGCAUUACCAGGUGGUUAUGGGACACUGGAGGAGUUACUGGAAGUCAUAGCAUGGGCACAACUUGGAAUCCACGACAAGCCUGUGGGUUUGUUAAAUGUGGAUGGUUAUUACAAUUACCUCCUCACUCACAUUGAUAAAGCCGUUGAUGAUGGCUUUAUCAAGCCAUCUCAGCGUCACAUCUUUGUCUCUGCUCCUAAUGCCAAAGAGCUUGUCCAAAAACUUGAGGCAUAUGAGCCUGUGAGUGAUGGAGUCAUAGCAAAAUCUAAAUGGGAGAUUGAGAAGAAAGUGCAACAGCCGCAACAACAAGUAGUGUUCUGUUCUAACACAGGCAUGCAGAGUGAGAUUACUCUUUAG